AUGAUCUUGUCGCUGACUUUAGCCCUGUGAAAAUGAUCAGCUUUCAAGUUAUUUUCUUUUUUCACUUUAUAAUGGAAAGCUUGUGACUGUAGAAGCAAUAUCACCUCUCUCCAUCCCUGUCCACACGUCGGGGUUCUCACAAAUAAAACUCCAAAAACUCCCCCACCAGCCACCCACAAAAAUAUCAGCUCUUUUUUCUGGUCUGUGUAGUCUCAAUUACUAUACACGUUGUGUUGGUCAAUUACUCCUCCUUCCGUCUAUCAAAGCUUGUUUAUUUCCUUUCAAGAAAUGGCUACCAAAGUUCAUGUGGGAAUGGAGACUGAAGUGAAUGGAAAUGGACGAAAUGGUGUGCCUGAAAUGGUUAAGAACAACUGGAAGAAACGCCUGCUUGAUUUUUCAGGGAAAAUGAAAAGAUUUACUGGUUGUUUGUGGCGAACCAUUUGGAAGGCUGGUCGAGAAGACCCUAGGAGGAUAAUUCAUGCUUUCAAAGUUGGUUUAUGUUUGACACUAGUCUCCCUGUUGUAUUUGAUUGAGCCAUUGUUCAAAAGUUUUGGAACAAGUGCCAUUUGGGCUGUCAUGACGGUGGUUGUUGUUUUAGAAUUCACUGCAGGAGCAACAUUAUGCAAAGGACUGAACAGAGGAUUAGGAACAGUUUUAGCAGGAUCAUUGGCUUUCCUCAUUAACUAUAUUGCAACUAGAUCCGAGAGCGUCGUUCGAGCCGUUUUCAUAGGAGCUGCUGUUUUCCUGAUUGGAACUGCAGCUACAUGCAUGAGGUUCUUUCCCUAUAUAAAGAAAAACUACGAUUAUGGUGUUGUGAUAUUCCUCUUGACCUUCAAUUUGAUCACCGUGUCAAGCUACCGAGUCGAAAACGUAUUAAAGAUUGUGCAUGAUCGCUUCUACGCCAUUUCCAUUGGCUGUGCCAUUUGUCUUUUCAUGAGUCUUCUGGUGUUUCCAAUCUGGUCAGGUGAAGACCUCCAUAACUCCACUGUAGGCAAGCUCGAAGGGCUAGCUAAAUCUAUAGAAGCUUGUGUUAAUGAGUACUUUAAUGAUCCUGAGAUAAAAGAAAACCAAGACAAAUCAUCAGAAGAUCCCAUCUAUAAAGGUUAUAAAGCAGUUCUGGAUUCCAAAUCUAUCGAUGAAACUCUGGCACUGUAUGCAAGUUGGGAACCAAGGCAUUCGAGGCACUGUUACAGAUUUCCAUGGCAGCAAUAUGUGAAAGUGGGAGCUGUUCUUCGUCAAUUUGGAUAUACUGUUGUAGCUCUCCAUGGAUGCUUGCAAACUGAAAUUCAGACCCCACGAUCAGUCCGUGCCCGCUUCAAAGACCCCUGCAUUCGACUUGCCGGAGAAGUAACGAAAGCACUAAUGGAACUUGCCAACAACAUCAGAAGACGUCGUCAUUGCUCCCCUGAAAUACUCUCCGAUCAUCUUCAUGAAGCCUUGCAAGACCUCGACACCGCAAUAAAAUCCCAACCAAGGCUCUUCCUAGGCUCAAAAAAGAACCAGACGACCUCCAACAUGCUAGCGUUGGCAGCUGCACACGCCGCUCGGUAUAAACAAGAUCAUGGCGUGUCAUUAGCAAGUGUGAAAACAGACUCAUCUGCGUUUUUGGAAUGGAAAAGAAAAAGGUUGGGCAGGGAAGAAGCUAAAGAGAAUGAACGAAAGGCUUUGAGACCACAGCUGAGCAAAAUUGCAAUAACAAGCCUAGAAUUCUCGGAAGCACUUCCUUUUGCUGCUUUUGCAUCUUUGCUAGUGGAGAUAGUGGCAAGGCUUGAUCAUGUGAUUGAAGAAGUUGAAGAAUUGGGGAGGAUAGCUUGCUACAAGGAGUUCAAUCCUGAUGACGAUGAUAUUAGUGUGACAUGUAAAAGACCACCAGUGGAUGUUACUAAGAAUCAGCUGCCAUCCCAUGCAUUUUAAGAGAGACAAAAACCUUUUUUAGAUAUUAGUUUUCUUGACAAGUGUUCGCUAGUUUUUUUUCUUUUUCAUCACAUGAAUAUAUAUAUAUAUUUAUUUAUUUUAUUUUUAAUAAAAGAUUUUAUAUAAAUUAAGGGAAGUAAUCAUUAUUAAAAGAUAAAUAAAAUAUUAAAAUUUUAUUUGUAUAAUAUAUAAAAGUUGAAUAUAUUGCAGCUCUA
Molecule: messenger RNA, 2129 nt
Organism: Gossypium raimondii (Peruvian cotton)
Lineage: Eukaryota; Viridiplantae; Streptophyta; Magnoliopsida; Malvales; Malvaceae
Product: aluminum-activated malate transporter 12
Exons: 6
Coding region: 289-1914 (541 amino acids)
Biological process (GO): malate transport
Cellular component (GO): plant-type vacuole membrane
Source: RefSeq, a predicted model, not a curated record